AUGGAUAAUGUACUAUCAUUCGAGGAAGCAGUUAGAAAUGCAAAACAUUUUGAAAAUUUUGAAGAUGUUCUUAUAACACUUCAUUUUCAUCCUGAAUGGUUAACAAAAAUUCCAGAAACACGAAGAUGGGCAAUUCUUCAUCAUAUUGUUUAUUCUGAUUUUCGUUUAUUGAGUAAAACAAUUGAGAAUGAAACUAUACUUGAUAUUGCUAAAUUACGUGAUGAUCUAUCUGAUAUGUUAAAACGUAUUGAACGAUUAGUUAAACUUGAUGAAUUACUUAAUUAUGCUAGAGAAUAUCAAUGGAAUAAAUGUUAUGAAAUUGUUAAAGAAAAUUCAAUACUUGGUAAUGAAAAACCACCUUAUCGAUUAUUUUAUUUAAUUCAUCAUCUAGCUUAUGCUGAUGAAAUUGAACAAUUUAAAAAAUUUCAACAAAUUGAAAAUUUUCAAUUUGAUUUAACAUUACGAGUUGAUCGUAAAAAAAUAAAUGAUAUUGCACGAGAAGGUAAAGGUAAAAAUUUUGCUCAAUAUAUUGAAACAACAUAUCCAUCAUAUUUUAAUACUAAUUAUACUGAUGAUCAAUUAUAUGAACCAUCAGAACAAGCUAAAAAACAUACAAAAAAUAUAAAUACUCUCAUGGAUCAACGUAGUAUCUACAAUGAAUCGGAUUUUUCUUUUGGUCCAGCAAAAAAUCAUUUAACUCGAACAGAAGCCGAUAAAAAAGUGAAACCAAAAUCUACACCAUCAACAUCAACAAACAUUUCAAAUAAAUCUCUUCAACAACCUACGGAGGCUAUACUUAGUCUUCUUACGUGUUCUCUUACACGUGCUAUUGUUAACGAUCCUGUUGUUGCUGCUGAUGGAUUUACAUAUGAACGUACGGCAAUUGAAAAUUGGCUUCAAUCGAAUGAUCGUUCACCAAUGACAAACGAAAAACUUGCUCAUAAAAAUUUAAGUUCAAAUUUAGUAGUUAAACGAAUUUUAACCAGUAUUACUCAAUAA
Messenger RNA from Rotaria sordida, 999 nucleotides. The record is from the annotation of a GenBank genome assembly. Lineage: Eukaryota; Metazoa; Rotifera; Eurotatoria; Philodinida; Philodinidae.